This is a messenger RNA of Malus domestica (apple), 1176 nucleotides long. RefSeq names its product glycine-rich cell wall structural protein 1-like. The record is from RefSeq and is a predicted model, not a curated record. Lineage: Eukaryota; Viridiplantae; Streptophyta; Magnoliopsida; Rosales; Rosaceae.
AUGGUUGUCUCUCGAAAAUGGCUGUCUUUGAGUCUUGUUGUUCUGUACAUUGUCCUCCAGCUGAGUGCAGUCACCACUCUAGGUGAUGAGAAAGUUGACAAAACUAGAUUUCGCGGUGAUGAUGAUGAUUGCCAAUUGGGUCGGAGAAGUGGUGGUCGGUUUGGUCGAGGGAAUCGCGGUAGGGGACCUAGGGGCGGUGGCUUUGGAGGCAGAGCCGGAGGAGGAGGAGGAGGCUUUGGUGGUGGUGGAGGAGCAGGGGCUGGUGGUGGUAUAGGUGGUGGAGCUGGAGGAGGAGUUGGAGGUGGUGUUGGAGGCGGUGGUGGUAUUGGCGGUGGUGGAGGCGCUGGUGGUGGUGGAGGAGGUGGUCUUGGAGGUGGGUCAGGUCAUGGUGGAGGUUUUGGAGCUGGAGGGGGUGUAGGUGGUGGAGUUGGUGGUGGGAUUGGAGGUGGUGGUGGUGGUGGAGCUGGUGGAGGAGGCGGUGGCGGAGUUGGUGGCGGUUCUGGGCAUGGUGGAGGUUUUGGAGCUGGAGGUGGUGUAGGUGGAGGUGUUGGAGGAGGUGGUGGUCUUGGAGGAGGCGGCGGAGGUGGUUCAGGAGGAGGUGGUGGUGUUGGUGGAGGUUCAGGCCAAGGAGGCGGGUUUGGUGCCGGUGGUGGAGUAGGAGGUGGAGCUGGAGGGGGCGUUGGUGGUGGAGGAGGAGCAGGAGGAGGUGGUGGCGGUGGUGUUGGUGGAGGUUCAGGCCAUGGAGGCGGUUUUGGUGCAGGAGGUGGUGUAGGAGGUGGAGCUGGAGGGGGCGUUGGUGGUGGGGGAGGUGGAGGUGGAGGUGGUGGGGGUGGCCGUGGUGUUGGUGGAGGAUCAGGCCAUGGAGGCGGUUUUGGCGCAGGAGGUGGUGUCGGAGGUGGAGCUGGCGGAGGUGUUGGUGGUGGAGGAGGUGCAGGAGGAGGAGGAGGUGGUGGUCUCGGUGGAGGUUCAGGUCAUGGAGGUGGUUUUGGUGCUGGUGGUGGUGUAGGAGGCGGAGGUGGAGUUGGUGGCGGCCUAGGAAGUGGAGGAGGUGCUGGUGGGGGCGGUGGCAGUGGUGGAGGAUUUGGAAUUGGAAUUGGGGUUGGCAUAGGUGUGGGAGCUGGCGCCGGUAGUGGCCAAGGGUCUGGAAGUGGAUCCAGUGGAGGUGGUGGAAAUUAA